AUGCCUUAUCCAAAGAAACUUUGUAAUCAAAAAAAUAUAGCAUUUUUUAACCAAGUUAGAUUAUUUUAUAUACGUGAAGUUUGCUAUAAUGAAAGUUUUCAUAAACCAACUUUUUACAUAAAUAAUACGAAAGGAAAUUUAAAUUUUUUUGAAAGAACAUUCUCUACAAAAAAUGAAAUAGAUAAUGUAAAUAUUGUUGAAGAAACAGAAGAAUUGAAAGAUUUAUCAGGUUUGAGAGAAUUCUCAAACGAUAAAGAUAGAAUAAUUGAGAAAGAUAAUAGAGGAUUUCGUGCUAUAACAUGGUCUAGAUUAGAAACAAAAGUUUUAGAUAACCUUGUUGAAAAGUAUGGUAAAAGCUGGGAAACAAUUUCUCAAUAUAUGUUUGACAAAACACCACAAGAAUGUAAAGUUCAAUAUGAAAAGAUAAGAAGACAACAAGAUUCCAAUUUUAGUUACCAAUUUAUGGAUUUACCUGAAUUUACAGAUGAUGAAAUUGAUCAAAUAAACAUUUUAAUUCAAAAAAAUGGACGUAAUUGGCGCAGGAUUGCAAAAUUGUUUCCCGAUAAAUCAUCACUUGAUAUUGAACGUUUUGUAAAAGAUAAUUCAGAUAGAUUCCCAUCCCUUUAUAGUGACCCAAUAUUUAUAAAACGAUACAAAGGAUCAACAUGGACAGAUAAUGAUUUAAAAUCCCUUAAUGAACUUCUUAUGAAGCAUGGACGAAAUCUUGAUGCAAUUUCACAAGAACUACCUCAUAGAACUCCUAAAUCUAUAGAGAGAGCCAUUUCUAAACAUAUGUUAGAUCUUCCUGCACUUCAUUCAGGAAAAGUUGCAGACUGGUUUAGGUCAUCAACUAUAUGGAGUGAAUCAGAAACACGUUCAUUAAACGAAUUAGUUGAAAUAUAUGGUUUUAAUUGGGAAAAAAUUUCAGAAUACCUUCCAGGAAGAUCACCACUUUCUUGUAGCUCAAAAUUUUAUGCUAGUUGGUCAACUUGGAAUAAUAAGGUGACCGCUCUAGUACCUCAUAAAUGGCCUAAAGAAGUAAUACAAUUCUUAGAUCUUUUAAUAGAAAAAUAUGGGAAAUGGCAAAUAUUACCGAUUCUUGUAUCAGGAAUGACACCAGCAAAUUGGUUUUCACCUUUUUCCCCUCAAUCAAGAGUUUGGACAAUAAGUGAGAAACAAAUUUUACAAUAUUUGAUAAAAACUAAUGGAUAUAAUUGGGAAAAAAUUUCUGAGUAUUUUCCUCAUAGGCAACGUUGGACAAUUAUACGUGAAGUACUUGGUAAUAUUGAAGAUUAUGGAUCUACGUAUUCGGAUGAAAAUGUUUCGACAUCAAAUCUUAUAAAUUCAAAAAAACGCAAAAGACGCUCUUUUUAUUGGCCGUAUGAAGAAGUAAAAAAAUUAUAUGAACUUAAGGAAAAAUAUUCAUCUAAUUGGUAUAAAAUAUCGGAAGAACUCCCUGGAAGGGCUCCCGCUGCAUGUUAUCUUAAAGAUUUCGUACUAUUGAAUGCGCGUAAGAAAAUUAAUUAUAAAUUGGAUGUACUCGAAAUAUGUCAUUUACAGGAACUUCUCAGAUAUCAUGGAUCUGAUUGGGAAGCAAUUGCGAGUCAUAUAAAAAAAGAUCCAAAUGAAAUUAAGGACAUUGUAAAUGAAUAUCCUGAAAUUUUCCCCUCUGUAUUAUUCGGAUUACAAAUAAAAAAUACGGCCAAUUGGACGGAAAAGGAAAAAGAAUUACUUAAAAAUCUUAUUGCAUCACAAGGAAACAAUUGGAAGUUCAUCAAAAAAUUUUUCCCAAAAAAAUCAUACCAACAAAUUUUUGAUUAUUAUUAUAAGCAUUUAGAAGAUUUUCCUGAUAAUUUGAAUAAAAAUUACCGGUCCUUUUAUCGUGCUUUUUGGAAUAAAGAAGAAAAUGAAUUGCUGAAAGAAUUAUUGCAAAAACAUGGUAACAAUUUUGAAUAUAUUUCUCAAUAUUUCCCUGGAAGAACGAGUCUUGCUAUUAAGACUCAUAUUCGUAACUACCCAGAACUUUUCUACUCUGAAAAUGAACAAAAUUAUCGAAUAGAUGCAAAAUAUAAAAAGGAUCAAAAGAGGUCAAAUAUGAGUUGGACGAAGUAUGAAGAAGAUAAAUUAUUAGCGCUAACGAAAUCGUAUCCAGUUGAUUGGAAUAAAAUUGCUGCUGAAUUUCCUUCUAGGACAAUACAUGCUUGCAAAGCCAAAUAUCGAGAUUUAAAGAUACACAGUUUUACAAGGAUAACUUAA
Molecule: messenger RNA, 2256 nt
Organism: Rhizophagus irregularis DAOM 181602=DAOM 197198
Lineage: Eukaryota; Fungi; Glomeromycota; Glomeromycetes; Glomerales; Glomeraceae
Source: RefSeq, a predicted model, not a curated record